AUGGAUCGUGAAAGUGAAAUGAGCGAAGGGAUGGACGACAACUUUAGUGAAAUACAAUUGCAAUCCUUAAAAUUUGCAAUGAAUAGUAAUAACACAACUGAUAUUGUACCGGACAGGAAUUCCGAUAAUGAAUCUGUGGAAGAAGAAUCCGCUCUAUCACACACAGAUACAACAUUUGAUUUAUCGCAUAUUACAAGAGUAUUAGUGUCGUCAUCAGUGAAUUUACUGUUACCUUUUAUUAAUGGUAUGAUGCUAGGCUUUGGUGAAUUAGUAGCUCAUGAACUUUGUUGGAGGUAUAAUUGGUUAGAUCGUAGGAAUGUAGUGGCAUUCAAGAUAUAUCCAGAGUCCCGUAAAUAUGCCGGUCUCACGAACAAGAACAACCUCUCCAACGUCUUAUAA
This is a messenger RNA of Maudiozyma saulgeensis, 399 nucleotides long. NCBI's taxonomy places the organism in Eukaryota, Fungi, Ascomycota, Saccharomycetes, Saccharomycetales, Saccharomycetaceae. The record is from the annotation of a GenBank genome assembly.